Molecule: messenger RNA, 936 nt
Organism: Sinocyclocheilus anshuiensis
Lineage: Eukaryota; Metazoa; Chordata; Actinopteri; Cypriniformes; Cyprinidae
Product: C3a anaphylatoxin chemotactic receptor-like
Exons: 1
Coding region: 16-936 (306 amino acids)
Biological process (GO): positive regulation of cytosolic calcium ion concentration; inflammatory response; complement receptor mediated signaling pathway
Cellular component (GO): plasma membrane
Molecular function (GO): complement component C5a receptor activity; G protein-coupled receptor activity
Source: RefSeq, a predicted model, not a curated record
GAGGUGAAAAAUUCCAUGAGGAUACUUUCUCUGGUCAUCUACUGCCUGACGUUUCUCCUCGGAGUUCCCGGAAACAUGUUCGUUGUGUACAUCGCUGGAAUGAAGAUGAAGAGGACGGUUAAUACAAUAUGGUUUCUCAAUCUAGCGACUGCCGACCUCCUGUGCUGCCUUUCCAUACCCUUCAGUGUGGUGCAUAUCCUCCUUAACCAUCACUGGCCAUAUGGAUCCAUCAUGUGCAAGAUUCUCCCCUCUGUUAUAGUCAUCACCAUGUUUGCCAGCGUUUUCACCUUGAACUUGAUUAGUCUGGAUCGGUUUACUCAGGUGAUCACACCGGUUUGGGCUCAGAAUCAUCGUAAUUUGUUGCUUGCGCGGCUGUCCUGUGCAGCGGCCUGGGUCUUGUCUUUGGUGCUCAGUUUGCCCUUUAUGCUAUUAAGCCAAACUUUCACUGAGUUUAACGACACACUUUGCACAGUUCAUGCUGGUGAAGAAGUUGAUUCCAGCCUUUCAGCAUCUGGAACGUUAAGCGUCAUCAGAUUUGUGUUUGGCUUUUUGAUUCCUCUCAUAUGCAUCACAACAUGCUACGGAUUCAUCGCACGCAAGUUAGGCAGGAGUCCUUUUCACUCUGGACGAGCAACUCGCAUCAUGUUGGCUGUAAUUGUGGCCUUUGUUCUCUGCUGGUUGCCGUAUCACAUAGUAGAUUUGAUAGCAAUGUACGGAGAGAACUCGAGUUCCUCUGUGGCUUCGGCAGUGGAUCCGUUGGCCGUCUCUUUGGCGUAUGUCAACAGCUGCCUGAACCCCGUUCUGUAUGUUUUCAUGGGGCACGAUUUUAAAAAUAAGGUCAAACUUUCCCUAAGACGUGUUUUUGAAAGAGCUUUCUCUGAGGAGGAAGCACAAGCGUCACGAUCCACACAGUCACAACAAAUGCACUCAGUGUAG